This is a messenger RNA of Manihot esculenta (cassava), 1246 nucleotides long. RefSeq lists its product as uncharacterized. NCBI's taxonomy places the organism in Eukaryota, Viridiplantae, Streptophyta, Magnoliopsida, Malpighiales, Euphorbiaceae. Bases 734 to 1141 code for a protein of 135 amino acids. The transcript has a single exon. The record is from RefSeq and is a predicted model, not a curated record.
CCCGUAUUUAUUGGGGAAGUUCAAUCGAGUCGGCUUAAUUCAAAAAAUAAAGAUUUUUUAGUUGAACAAUUUUAUUGUUUGACUUGGAUAAAGUACUAAGAAGUUUAAUUUUAUAAUCUUUGGAGGAUAGUUGUGUAUUUCUUUGAUUUAGUUCAGAAAUGAAGCAGCUUGUUUUCUUGAUUUUCUAUUCUUAUCUUGACAAAAAGUUCUCUCUCAAAGCUUUAAAGAGCCCUUGAACCGCGAUCCCACAGUUCUGACACAUAGUUCAAUCUUCAGUUCACCAUGUUUUUCUAGGACAAGUCUUGUUACGUAAUAAUAUAUACUCCUCUCGGUUCAAGUAUUGAAAUUAUAUAUGAUUGCAAUAAAUUUAUAAAUUUAAGUAAUAACGAAAAAUUUUAAGUUCUUUAUAUAGAACUUCAUAAUAUGUCAACGUUGCUCUAUAAAUGCAAGAAAUGAAGGGCCAAAAAUUAAGAGAAUAUAGAUAAUUGCUAUAGAGAUGAGAUAUUAAUUAGUUUAUUUAUCUAAUUAAAUAACGGUUCAUUCUUAUUGCCAAUGUCGGGGUUGCCCUUCUAUCCAAAGAAAACAAAGAUAAACAAGAAUAAGUUGGGAAGCCCGCGGUGUAUACUAUGCAAAAUACAUAGGAUUUCUCCAUUAACAAUGCCUUAUUAAUCACAACAACGUCCAUUGACGUGCAUAUUUAGAAGCUCCAUUACAAUUUCAAAUACACAAAAUCAUGGCCAGAAGAGAAGGAGCAGUGGUGAAAAAAGGUGAAGGAGGUCUCAAAUUGGCAGUCUCACUAUAUGAGGAGUUUGGGCUUCCACUUGGGCUUUUGCCUCUUGAUGAUGUAAUUGAAGUUGGGUUCGUUCGGAGCUCCGGAUACAUGUGGAUCCUCCAAGAAAAGAAAGCGGUGCACAAGUUCAAGAUGAUAGGAAAACUUGUGAGCUAUGACACUCAAGUAACUUGUUACAUUGAACCCAACAGAAUCAAGAAGCUCAAAGGAGUGAAAGCUAAAGAGCUCAUAUUUUGGACAGCAUGUGGUGAGAUCUUUGUGGAUGAUCCUCCUACCGGAAAAGUCCAUUUCAAGGCCAUCGGUGGUCUCACCGUCACGUUUCCCUCAGAGGCUUUUGGCCUUGGUCAAUAAUUGUUGGCUUUUCCUAUUGUCUUGUCAUGCUUUGUUAUUUUAUUAAUCAUACCUUUCAAGUUUCAUCGACCGUGUCAUUUACUGUUUAUUGAAUUUUAUAAAUGG